This is a messenger RNA of Torulaspora delbrueckii, 648 nucleotides long. RefSeq names its product amino acid starvation-responsive transcription factor GCN4 (gene GCN4). Gene Ontology annotation, molecular function: RNA polymerase II cis-regulatory region sequence-specific DNA binding; DNA-binding transcription factor activity, RNA polymerase II-specific. The coding region runs from base 1 to 648 and encodes 215 amino acids. The record is from RefSeq and is a predicted model, not a curated record. The transcript has a single exon. Gene Ontology annotation, biological process: positive regulation of cellular response to amino acid starvation. Gene Ontology annotation, cellular component: transcription regulator complex. Lineage: Eukaryota; Fungi; Ascomycota; Saccharomycetes; Saccharomycetales; Saccharomycetaceae.
AUGUCUGUCUUUAUGAACCAAAAUAUUACUUGUACUGCUGAAACCGAUACGGAACCCUUUUUUGGGUCGCUUGACGCCUUUGUUAAAAAGGAAGAUGACGGGCAGGUUCCAAUGGACCUGCUUGUCCAUCACGACGACCACGAUGGGCUAACGCCCAUGUUCGAUUCGGAUCCCGCUUUGUCUGCGGUUUCCGGUGAAGAAUCCAAAUGGGGGUCUCUCUUUGACGAUGAGAUUCCUAUUAAUCCUGCUGAUGUUUUCAAUUUUACUCCUCAAGCUGAGGAAGAAGUUGAAGUUGUCGUGCCAUCGCCCGCUAAGGACCGUAAUGUUUCUUUUCUACCAACUCCAAUCUUUGAAGAAGCUCCUUUGACUACACCUGCUACUAAGAAGCGUGUAGGGAAAGUGGAUCAUUUGGGAGUAGUGGCUUACAAUCGUAAGAACCGUUCUGCUCCUCUUUCUCCUGUCGUGGUAGAAUCAGAUGAUCCAGCGGCUCUCAAGAGGGCUCGCAACACAGAAGCUGCUAGAAGAUCAAGAGCUAGAAAGAUGCAGAGAAUGACCCAGUUGGAGUCUAAAGUGGAACAGUUAAUAGCUAGAAACUCAGAACUCGAACAGGAAAUUACUCGGUUAAACUCUUUACUAAGUAAAACAUGA